Messenger RNA from Serendipita indica DSM 11827, 1812 nucleotides. The record is from the annotation of a GenBank genome assembly. Lineage: Eukaryota; Fungi; Basidiomycota; Agaricomycetes; Sebacinales; Serendipitaceae.
AUGGGUAAAUCCCGAAGUCACAAACGAGCAAAGCAAGUCGCUGCUAUCAAAGCGCAAGAAGCUGCUGCUGUGUCGACAUGUCAUUUACGCCCAUUGCCGCUUGAAAUCAUUAUGGAGAUUGUUUCCUGGUUGCUCAGCCCUCUCGACUUGCUCGCGUUGACGAGGACGUCCAAGUUUUUCUGUCACAUGUUCACGGACCCAUCCAAUGCAUUUGUAUGGAAACGGAUGCGCGUACGAUUUCAGCCGCUUCCCGUCCCAGAUCCACCAUGGUGCUAUACAGAAUGUUCAUGGGCUGCGUUCAUCUUUGGACCGAAUAAAUGUACACUUUGUCAUCGUGCAAACUUUCAACUCCCAUGGAGUUUCGCCUGCAAACUCUUCAAGUGCGAUUCGUGUGUUAUCAAAGAAUUCUAUACCAAGAACCAUUUCACCCUUCACUCCGACCCCGAAUAUCUUGUCGUCUUGAAAGAAUGGAUCAAUCUACUCCGAACCUCAUUUGGAGUCUCGAAUACUCAGUUCAUAUCGGCAGAUUUGCUUCCACUUCUCGAGCAGGAACGCAUAUACAACAUUGGUACUAGUCACUUGCAACCAGUCUACCUUGACGGAGUGCGAUCCCUGAUUGGCGAACUGACCUCAGUGGCAACCAACCUCGAGGAUCCCGAGGCAAAGCGAGCAUAUCUCGACAAGAAGGUUGUACAAAGGAGGGCAUUCACAGAGGCCGCGAAUGAGGCGUUUAAAUGGAGCAUCAAUCUUAGUAAACGGUUGAAGAAGACACAGAGGCGUAUGAAUACCGAAGCCAGAAACUUUGCAAAGGAUGCCAAGUUGGACUACGAGUGUAUGCUUGCGACUCCUACUUAUGCCCAGAUCCUCAAGGAUGCACGAAGUGAUCAACUAAAGUCUAUUGCCAAGUUGCUUCAUUCACACAAAGAGCAAAUUGUUGUCGACAUGGAGGAGCCCGUCACGCGAAAGAUGGCGGUCGUUGCUCGUGAAAGUCUCCAUACUCGAGGGGUCCAGCUCUAUGAGUACUAUAACUCCUACAUCGCCUCCACAAAAUACUUUCCGUCCUUCAAGGUGUUCAAGUCGCUUCCAUCCGUCAAACUUCUUCUCCAACCAUCCGCGACGAAACCAGUCAACAUUCUUGAGGACCUCCGGAGUGAACCCAUCCAGAGAUUGAUCAACACCGACGUGUCACAAUGGGUAGGGCGUGCAGCCGCCGGUGCUCGUCUCCUUCUGCGUCAGGGGGAUGACGAAUCGGUCGACGUGUCUGCAAGACCGAGUUCGAUACCAAACCACCUUUUCCUGAAGAACGCGUUUCAAGCCUCUUUGUUUAUCCAUCACUCAAAUCGCCACGAAACGGUUGAUAUAAGCCUCUUCCGGAAGCAAGAUUUGCCGCCAAACGACAAAAAGGAAUGGGAUCAAUCUCGAAACGUCUACCGCGCGCGCCCAGUAUCAUGUGCUCAGCUUGUGCUCGGUAGACAGAAAGAGGAAGCAGCGAAACUUCAGUUCGUCUGCGCGCACUGCUUCAAGCCAACGACGGAAACAUUUAGCAAAGUCUUUAAUUUCAACGCGCUUAGGAGUCACGUCAAAGCAAAACACGGCGUGGCUACUAUACGGAGCGAGGACUACUUUUUUGAUCCAUCAGUCGUAAGGGCCACCAGAAUGGAGCAAGGCCUGAUCCAAAUACUGUGCGAAGAGGCUUGGAGGGAGAUGGUUCAAGAAUCCCAGGAUGCUCCUCCCGUCUAUAAUAUGAUCAACUUAGCAGUUUCGGUGCAUUCUCCGAUGGAAAUUGUAAUGGACCAGCAGGACGACGAGUAG